CCAGGCUAACAAGCUGUAGCACUUCCCUCCAGGGAACCACAGCCGCGGAGGUCAAGGCCUGGGUCAAAGACAGAAUCAACUUGACCAUGGCUGGGCUGGGGCUGCCCACCAUCUCCAAAGAAGGGCUGGGCGUGCUGCUCCUGAUACUCUCAGCAGGUGAGAUGCUCCUGAAAGCCCAAACAAUUGAUCGUGGUGCUAUCCAGCCUCCUAGAGAGAAUUCAUGCGGCAAGAAGCUCUGGCAACAUCCACGUUUCGUGGCCAAAAAGAGGGACAGACGCUUUGAAGUAACCUGCCACAUAAACUCUUCGGUCAAGGUGAUUUGGUUGCUGAAGCAGGAGUCAGAUGCCAACAUGCAGGUCCUACCACACGAUAGUGAACGGCUACAACAGUUGGUGAAUGACACCAUCGCCACUCUCAUCAUCCCAAAGAUACAAUUUGAGGACAAUGGCAUCUAUUACUGCGAACAAGUGUGUCAGAACAGUGGUAAUGCCUCCCGGGGCUGUGGCACUGAGCUCCGUGUCAUGGGGUACAGCACCGUGGCCCAGCUGAAGCGGAGGAACACCCUGAAAGAUGCCAUCAUUAUGAUCCAGACCUUACUCAUCAUUGUCUUCAUCACUGUCCCUAUUUUCUUGCUGUUAGAUAAGGAUGACAGCAAGGUGGCGCUAGAGGAUGACCACACCUAUGAGGGUCUGGAAAUUGACCAGACGGCCACCUAUGAGGACAUUGUGACACUUCGGACGGGAGAAGUAAAAUGGUCAGUGGGUGAGCAUCCGGGCCAGGAGUGAAGGGUUCCCCGACCUGGAGAUCCUUCCUAUGCUCCCCAUCCCUCCACCAACCUCCUGGAGGCAGCUCAGCCAGCAAAUCAGCUUCAUGGACCUGCUCUGGUUUCCAACCUGUUGCUCCUUUCUCCUCUGCCCAUAACUGUCCUGCCUCCAGGCUUACUGGUCCAGCUCCGCCUUCCUACCUCCAAUCCCUCGAGACUCACAACCAUCUCCAGAGGGAUGUAGGCCUGCCCAGGUUAGGGGAAGUUGUCUCUCUGAGGCUCUUUGAAAUUGGCCUUGUCCAGAAUGGCGGGGGGAUGGGGGGAGAAGGACGUAGAGUGGAGGGAGACUCAGACUUAGUGGGGAGAGGGGAAGUAAGACAAAAGAAAACAGAUUUGGAGUCUGGUGGAGAAAAAGGGGAAAGAACCUGUAAAUCUGACUCAGACUGACCUAUGAGACCAGGCCGUACUUGGAUCCCUACAGCAUCGCAAACAAGGAUCACAAUAGACUCUGAACACUUGCCCUGCCAAUUGACUCAAUCCAAAUUAGGGGUUAUGGAAAUACAUCCCCUUCUCCCAUCUCCCAGGAUCCUGUUGGGCCCUUCCUGGUCUCCUAUGCAUAGCCCCUAAUGUAAUAAACUGUGUGUUUUGAGAAAGUA
Vombatus ursinus (common wombat) is the source of this 1419-nucleotide messenger RNA. It is a transcript of the gene CD79B, whose product is annotated as CD79b molecule. Gene Ontology annotation, biological process: B cell differentiation; B cell receptor signaling pathway. The record is from RefSeq and is a predicted model, not a curated record. Gene Ontology annotation, cellular component: B cell receptor complex; external side of plasma membrane; membrane. Bases 87 to 785 code for a protein of 232 amino acids. Lineage: Eukaryota; Metazoa; Chordata; Mammalia; Diprotodontia; Vombatidae. Gene Ontology annotation, molecular function: transmembrane signaling receptor activity. The transcript has 6 exons.